AUGAAUACAAGGGCUAACAUUGGGAGAGAAACCGUAAGGCAGGGACGAGUAUUUGCACUCGGUGAUAUGCAGAACACUGAAGCUGUGGUGUUAGGUAUAAUUCCCAUUUGUGCUAAGAAUGCAGGUUCUAUGAUGUGUGCUUAUGUUUAUCUGGCAUAUGAUGUGGUGAGUGGUGAUAUGACAUUGUAUGUUGAUUUGUUGCCACUAGAUAUUGAUCAUUUUAACUAUAUACUUGGUGUGGAUUGGUUGAUGAAGAUAAUUCCUUCAUCGUACUUGAUUUCAGCCAGAAAUUUGUUGAGAAAAGGGUGUCGGGGUUACUUGUGUUGCAUUUUAAAUGUGACUUCUGAUAGCCCUAAUGUGGAAACUAUUCCAGUAGUUAAUGAAUUUUCUGAUAUCUUUCCAAAUGAAUUGCUUGAGGAUCUAAUUGAUAGGGAAAUUGAGUUUACAAUCACUGUAGUACUUGGAACACAACCUAUUUCUAAAACCCCUUAUUGA
Messenger RNA from Camellia sinensis, 495 nucleotides. The record is from RefSeq and is a predicted model, not a curated record. NCBI's taxonomy places the organism in Eukaryota, Viridiplantae, Streptophyta, Magnoliopsida, Ericales, Theaceae.